AGUAAAUGUUUAGCUUUUUGUAGUUGACACAAGAAGCUACGCUUAGCGGUGUCGGGUGAAGGUUAGUGGAGCGCCCGGUCAGUACAUAAUUGUUCCGUUUUUAGAUCUCAACACGAUUGUUUACAGUCACAGAAAAGCAGGUCAAUCUCGUCCCAACGACAAGAAGUGGGGGCCCACACAGCCCCCGUUUAUCCGGAUAACAUCUCAUCUGGCUCUUUGGGGCCAUAACUGCCACCAAAAAUGUCUGCUAAAGAUAGUCUGUCUAAUGGAGCGGGGCCCGUCUAUGACGGCAAAGACGACGCCCUCAGGCCAGAUGAUCUCUCUGAGAUGUUGGCAGCCGGGACUAAAGACGUUCACGAAAAGGCAGAAAACACGCAAUUUGUAAAAGAUUUCCUGAGGGGACGAAUCCGUAAGGAGCUCUUCAAGCUCGGCGCCGUAGCGCUCUACUACACCUACACGGCCAUGGAGGAGGAAAUAGAAAGGAACAAGGACCACCCCCAAUUUGCAGCCCUCUAUUUCCCAUCGGAGCUGCACCGCCAUGAGGCCCUGGCCCGCGACCUUGAGUACUUUUACGGCCCAGAAUGGCGGAGCCUGGUCAGCUGUUCCCCAGCUACCCAACGCUACGUGGAUCGCAUCCACGACGUAGGCCGGGAGGACCCGGUGCUGCUGGUGGCCCACGCGUACACCCGCUACAUGGGGGACCUGUCUGGGGGCCAGGUGCUGAAGAAGGUGGCACAGAGAGCCUUGAAAUUACCCCCGACGGGGGAGGGCCUGGAAUUCUACCAGUUUGACGCCAUCGACAGUGCCAAAGCCUUCAAGCAGCUCUACCGCAGCCGCAUGAACCAGCUGGAGCUGGACGUCCUGACUAAGGAGAGGCUGGUGGCUGAGGCCGUCAAGGCCUUCCAGUUCAACAUGGAGGUUUUUGAGGAGUUGGAAGACUUGGGCCAAAACUUCAAGGAGGACGUUUUAGACGCCGGGAUGCCUGUCCAUGGAGCCAUGGGGGGAGACAUCAGCAAAUGCCCCUACUAUGCUGCCAAAAUGGCGGCCACAGGCGGGACGGCGUACGCAUGCCAGCUCGCCGCAGCCGUCAUACGACACCCUACCGGUCAGGUCCUGAUCGCGACUUGGUUUGCGGCGUUGGCGGGCCUGGCUGCGUGGUAUCUGAUGUGAGCACACGCAUGCACGGACGCAAGUAAGAAGAGCGGACACCAUUUCACCCAAGUUAUUUUACUUGUCUUACUUGACUGAAUAUACUUGGAGCUUUUACUUAAGGACCGUACUCACCCCACUCCCACUUGGCUUUUCUACCUCCUUUGCGCCAUCCAUCCAUCCAUCCAUCCUAUCCGUCACCCAUCCAUGUUCCAGUGACACCGUGUUUGUGAGUGAAACAUACUAUGCAUACUGUAGGUCAUACUGUAUGUUCUUGUGCAGUCCAGGGCUCACUUGGACUCAGGCAAGAUGGUUUAAACUACAAGGACUAACACGGCAUUGAAGAACGGUUUAUGUGUCAUAUAAAAAAGUCUUCACUUUGUUUAAUUUGACUUUAACAAAGUAAAAAGUCCAUUUACGAGGUGCUGAAAGCUCCUCAUCCCAUUUCAGGGUUCCUACUUGGGCCAUCAUGUGCUCAUGGAAAAAAUAGCACAGCACAGCAUAGAAUAGCAUAGCAUAGCACAGCUGUAUUUCCUCAUAUAGUGGCCUUGGAGGUUUGUUUUACUCGACUGCAGAGAGUAGCAGGCAUCUACGUAUAAGAGAAGGCUUUUAUUUUGAAAAUGGCUGCACUUAUUGUUUCACAGUUUGAAUAUGAAAUGUGAAAAAUGAAGCUAUAUUAUAUAAUAUAUAUAUAAUAUAAUGUAUCAAUUGCAAUUAUUAUAAUGACAUAAAAUACAAAAAUAUGCAAAAAAUAUGCAAUGCCAUACAAGUGCAUAAAAAACUAUUUCCCACAAAUUAUUAAAUACUGUUUAAAAAUAUUUCAAUGUAGUAUAUAUUGUAAUUCUUACAUAUGUAAACAUCAAAUAUAUGUAUUUUUAAAAAUAAACUCAAGAUUAUUGAAGGGCAAACCUUUAUUUGUGCAAAUGCAUUAGAAAUAUUUUCCACAAAGUAAAAAAAAUGCAGUUUAUUUAAAAUCAUAUAUUAUAAUUUAUAGAUUUUUAAAAUAAUUAUGUAUGAAUUAUAUAUUUUAUAGAAUAAAUUCAUUGUAGAUGAUUGAAAAUAAAAUAUUUAAUCUAUUCUUGGAAGGGAAAUGAUCUUCACACAAAUAAGAAAAAGUUGCUUAUUUAAAAAGCAAUACUACAGUUUAAUAUGUAUUGUAAUUAUAGUAUACAAUACAAAAUGAAAUCUGUAUGAAUGACAUAUUUCAUUAAAAAUGUCAGCUUUACAGAUGCUGUGACACACGACUGUGUCGGUGGUCGUGAGCCGCCCAUUCGGGGUGUGGCGUUUAUUUGUCUAGGGCGGAGGCCACUUUUUGAGGAAAUAAGACUAUUGGCAUCUUGCGUACGCUCAUAAAGACUGAUGCCAGCAUCAGCGAGCCGCUAUGUACACAAUGCCACAAUCAUGCAACGACAGCCCGUUUGGAAGGGCACAGCUUCUACGACGGAUGGGUCGCCUUUAUUAGACAUAGGAGAUUACCGCUUUAUUUUUAUGUGAUGUUAGAAGCCUUGCUGGAGUGAAUAAGCAGGAAGUACCACCAAAGGGAUGUCCCCCUGAUGCAUAUUUGACCAUGAUAUUUACUGUGGAUAUGCAGCGUGGUUGCACAUUGUGUGGUGAACAUGUAAAUGACUGGAAUAAUGAUGUAUUCCUCUUCUCAGCAGGGUCAUGUGAUAGACAGAGGGAGUCCAGCAUGAUACAGGAAGUAUGACUAAGCUAUUUUAGAGUAUGAUUUUAGUAUUGUGUGUCUGCUCAACAGUGCAGUCAGAAGCUUUGCAGUUUGUGACUGAUUUGCAUGAAUUAUACUUCAUAAAUGACUGCACGGUAAAUACGCCGUUGUUUGUAAAUACAGGAAAUAAAUAUGAUCCGCAAAUGA
Molecule: messenger RNA, 3019 nt
Organism: Doryrhamphus excisus (bluestripe pipefish)
Lineage: Eukaryota; Metazoa; Chordata; Actinopteri; Syngnathiformes; Syngnathidae
Gene: hmox2b
Product: heme oxygenase 2b
Biological process (GO): heme catabolic process; heme oxidation; response to oxidative stress
Molecular function (GO): heme oxygenase (decyclizing) activity; heme binding
Source: RefSeq, a predicted model, not a curated record